ACUGCUUCUCCCAGCCCAUCCAAGAUUCCUCAGUCUGGGAGCAGCACAGGAGAGGAACUGCCUACUGAGGACUGUCGUAGGAACGGCAUGGAGCGCAAAUGGAGUGGCUGGGUCUUGAUCCUUUCUGUGUGCCUGGGCUUCUACCAAGCCGAGGCCAGCCCCCUCCAUGAAUGCGGCGAGCAGCCGGAGGACUGGUGCCGUGACGUGGCGACAGCAGCCAAGUGCGGGGCACUGGAGCUCUGCCGCCUCACCAUCUGGGACCAGGCCCUGGGGCAGAAGGGAGUCCCCUGUCACCUGUGCCAGAUAGCAGUCUCCAUAGUAGGCAAGAUCCUACAAGACAACAGCACUGAGGAAAAGCUGCGGCUCUUCUUGGAUAAGAAAUGCCAGUACCUGCCCUUCCAGGACUGGUCUGUCAAGUGCAAGAGGAUGGUGGACACUGGCAUCCUCAUCCUCGUCCAGCUGGGCAAGCAAGUGCUGUCAGCACCGAAGGUGGUGUGUGGGACCAUCAAGCUGUGCCAGCCCCAGGAGAGCUCCACAGGGGCCUUGAAGUUUCAGGUGCCACUGACAGCUCCCGUGGGCCCUGCUCAGGACUUCACCGACAUGAUUGCCCCCUUCAUCGCCAAUGUCCCCCUCCUGCUCUACCCCCAGGACCCGCCUCGUGGCGAGGCCAAGGGUACGGACGAGGUGUGUGGGCAGUGCCUGCAGCUGGUGACAGCCAUGCAGCUGGAGCUGGGCACCAACGCUGCCUCUGCCCGGGUGCUGGCAGCCCACGCCGAGCAGGCAUGUGAGGGACUGGCGCCUGGCCUGGCACAGCGGUGCAAGCAUCACCUGGCCGAGUACGCGGAUACGGCUGCCCGGUUGCUCCGCUCCAUGCAGGCUGAGGACCCGAUUGAGCUGUGUGGCCAUCUGGGACUCUGCUCCUCCGCCUCUGCACUGCCCCUCCACACACUGCUCACAGACAAGGUGAUGCAAGCCCUGAGUGCACUGGAGGGCGGGGAGGGGACCACCCCGCUGUGCAACGUGUGCCAGUUUGCUGUGAGGACAGCUGAGAGCCUCCUGGAGAACAACGUGACAGAGGAACAACUGGUGAACGACAUUGAGAAGGUGUGCUACAUGCUGCCUCAUAGCGUCAUCGGGCAGUGCAAGGACUUCGUCAACUCCUACGGCAAAGCUGUGGUCAUCAUGCUGCUGGAGGCUACCGACCCGGCGGCUGUGUGCACCAUGUUGCACUGCUGUCCCCGCAGCGAGGGCAGCCCCUCAGGGGCUGCGGCGCUGGAGCAGCUGGCGGUGGGUGCUGGCGCCUUCUGCAACGUCUGCCAGAUCGUCGUCACCUACUUUGACAACGAGCUGCUGAAGAACGAGACGCUGGCAGAGCUGGGGGGUGUGCUGGAGAAGGGCUGUGAGCUGCUGCCCACGCCGCUCACUGACAAGUGUGAAGCGCUGGUGAUGCAGUACGAGCCGGCGGCCGUACGGCUUCUCGUGCAGGUGAUGGAUCCCACCUUUGUCUGCACCAAAAUCAGAGCCUGUGACUCAACCAAGGAGGAUCUCCUGGGCUCAGACCCCUGUGCCUGGGGCCCACACUACUGGUGCAAGAACAUGGCCACGGCAGUUGAGUGUGACGCUGUUGAGCAUUGCCGCCGGCACCUAUGGGACUAGGAGCCUCCUCCCCGGCUGGCCGGGCUCGCCUUGCCCUUGUGGCCCAGGAUCCCAGACCCCCUCCCUUGGGAUGCACCUGCGCCUGUGGAUGGCAACGGCAGGAGCCCACCAGCCUCACCACCCUGGUGAGGGCUGUGAGCUGCCCCAGCCACCUCUGCCACUUCCUCUUCCACUCCUGGGGCUUGGAUUUCCAAAUCAGGUUAAGGGACUCGUUAGUAUUUUCGGGAGUGGGGAUUCAGCCUUGGCAUCUCUCAGGGCAAUUGGAAAACCCUCAAUCCCCACCUCUAUCCCCAUCCCCACCUCUAUCCCCAUUCCAUCUCCACCCCACCCUGAACUGCUUAUAAAGCCCAGAUCCUGCAAGGUGGAUCUGUCUCUGUGGGCUGGGAUCGUUUCUGCUGUCCAGACUCUGGCCCUGGCCACUGGCAGCCCCACAUGGCAGGUCUUGUUGGCUUUUGGCAAGCUCAGCCCUUUGCUGGUCCCUCUGCAAACUGGGCUGGCUUUUUAUUGUUUUUCCUUGUCACCAGUUAAAGGACCCAAGUGGAUCAAAUGUACCUGCAACACUCUGCUUUGCACAACAUUGGCAGGAUGUUAAUUUUGUGUCCAGCUGAUUGCUGAAGAUAGAGAGACAGAUUUUAAGUAUCCCCUGAACAAAAAAGGAGAGAGUUUAGGGACAAAGGUUUCCUUUCAGGCUCACACGCCUGCUGGAGGCCCUGUGCUGCUCUGGUGGUGGCGGUGAGGGGCAGCAGGGCACUGGCUCGUCCCUCCCUGCCAUCAGAGGGGGAUGCCCGGGGCGCCCGGCCCUGAGCGUGCACGGGAUGGAACAUCUCACUACAAAUAAACU
Messenger RNA from Colius striatus (speckled mousebird), 2497 nucleotides. RefSeq names its product prosaposin-like. Gene Ontology annotation, cellular component: lysosome. Bases 88 to 1656 code for a protein of 522 amino acids. Gene Ontology annotation, biological process: sphingolipid metabolic process. Lineage: Eukaryota; Metazoa; Chordata; Aves; Coliiformes; Coliidae. The transcript has 15 exons. The record is from RefSeq and is a predicted model, not a curated record.